Molecule: messenger RNA, 1772 nt
Organism: Spea bombifrons (plains spadefoot toad)
Lineage: Eukaryota; Metazoa; Chordata; Amphibia; Anura; Pelobatidae
Gene: VAMP2
Product: vesicle associated membrane protein 2
Exons: 5
Coding region: 81-422 (113 amino acids)
Biological process (GO): SNARE complex assembly; vesicle-mediated transport; vesicle fusion
Cellular component (GO): SNARE complex; plasma membrane
Molecular function (GO): syntaxin-1 binding; SNAP receptor activity
Source: RefSeq, a predicted model, not a curated record
AUCGAGAGCCAUCUUUUGUCAGAGCCUGGAGAAGAAGAAGCAGCCGCAGCAGCAGCAGAGACUGAACAGCACCCAGCAAGAUGUCUGCACCACCUGCCGGCCCCCCUGCUGCCCCCGGAGAAGGAGGUCCCCCACAGCCCCCUAAUCUCACCAGCAACAGGAGGCUCCAGCAGACACAGGCACAGGUUGACGAGGUGGUGGGGCUCAUGCGUGUGAAUGUAGAUAAGGUUCUGGAAAGAGAUCAGAAGCUGUCCGAGCUGGAUGACCGUGCAGACGCUCUACAAGCUGGAGCCUCUCAGUUCGAGACCAGUGCAGCAAAACUCAAGCGCAAGUACUGGUGGAAAAACCUUAAGAUGAUGAUAAUUAUGGGUGUGAUAUGCGCCAUUAUCCUCAUCAUAAUAAUUGUUUACUUCAGCACCUAAGGACAGCGCACUCUCCCGUCUCUCUGUCUCUACUUCUUCCCCCCCUCGCCGGAUCUCUCAUCUACCCCCAAGCUGGGACCAGACAAACUUCGACAUAACUUCCCCCUCCUGCCUCUCCCCCUACUCUUCUAACACAGGGAAGUGGGGACCCCGUGUUGUGCGGAUGCUCUCCCCUCCUCCACCCGGCUCCCCUUUGUAAAUAUUAACUGACUGGAUUCCUACCCCUAAGUUAUAUAUAUACACACAAACAUAUAUAUAUAUAUAUAUUUAAUUUGUCCGUGUGUAGGUUUUUCUGUUACCUUGUUUCCUGUGACGCUGUGUGUCCGUAACGUUAUAACCUGUAGGGGGAAGGAGGGGCAAAUUCCCCAAACUGGUCUCAUCCGUUAUUGAUACCACGCCAAAAUGGUGGCAGUACGAACCCUGAAAUCUCCAAGAAGGCGAUUUCCCUGAUGCUCGACUCUUUGUGUACACCUUGCUUUCUCUCUCAGGCCCACCGUGCCAUGUCUCCGGGGGUCCCUUGCUCUUCCACUAAUCUGGAGGGAUGACGUGUAAGGGCAGGGUUGUCCGAAAGCUUCUGCCCCAAAGGUUUAAGUCCACGUCCCUUAAGUCCAUUGUUCUUUUUGUGCUGUUAUCACCAUCCUUGCAGGGGGGUGGUUAUUCAGACAGAAGAUUGGGGAGGUCGGAGGUCCAAUAUAGGCAGGAGGGCAGGUGGGAGUGAGAGUUCUGGGUGUGCAAUGGGGGGGGGUGUUAGAGGGGCAGGAUGGGAGUGACAGUGAUGUGUAGGUGAGAAGAGGUUUGGGAGGACAGUGCCAGAGCAGCAGAGGGGCAAAAUGAUGUGACCUCUAUUUGUGUGUGUGUGUAUUUAUGUGUAUGUAUGCUCAAGGAGGGGGAAAAGUCAAAAAGGGCAGUUAUUAAAAGUUGCCCUAAGCUUAUAACUCCACCACCUCAGGUCACUUAGGAGGGAAGUGACACGGACGGUGCGAGGCAGUUGCUAAGCAAUACCCCUCAGUGGGUAAGAGGAGGAGGAGGACAUAUGCACCCACCCCGUACUACACAAAGUGUUAAUGAGAGGUCAUGUGGUGAGGGUUAUUCCAUCAGAUCCCAUCGUUAGGUUUGCCUUUUCAUGACUGCAACAAUCAGCUGCCUGCUUCCCCUUCUCAGAUGACUUUUUACGUACCCCAAGUAACCCACAUCUGCAUGGGAUCAGCCGAUAUGUAGCUGCCACCAGCCAGGGCAAUAAACCAGAGAUACGACUGCCCUGCCCGGCCUUUGUUCCGUUAUGUUCCUCAUUGCCCUAUUCGCCUGCAGAGUUUGGGAGGGAGGGUGUGUGGUCAGGGGUAAAUCUACCCC